GGAAGAGGCGGGGGCCAGAGAGAGUGAGGGAGAGGGAGCGAGAGAGAGGGGGGCUCAGUGGGUUCGGGCCGCUCUCGGUGCCGCCGCUGCCGCCAUUAGCCUAGUGGGAGCUGUGAGUUGCUGGCUCCAGCUGAGGAUUCAGAAUGGGAGACAAGCCCAUUUGGGAGCAGAUCGGUUCUAGCUUUGUACAGCAUUACUACCAGUUAUUCGAUACAGACAGGACUCAGUUAGGAGCAAUAUAUAUAGACGCCUCAUGCCUUACGUGGGAAGGACAGCAAUUUCAGGGCAAAGCAGCUAUUGUUGAAAAACUCUCAAGCCUUCCUUUUCAGAAAAUACAGCACAGCAUCACAGCACAAGACCAUCAGCCCACACCCGACAGCUGUAUACUCAGUAUGGUAGUUGGACAGCUUAAGGCCGAUGAAGAUCCUAUUAUGGGAUUCCACCAGAUAUUUCUAUUAAAGAACUUCAAUGAUGCUUGGGUUUGCACCAAUGACAUGUUCAGGCUAGCGUUGCACAACUUUGGUUGAGACGGCAUCCCCGAGGCACCUGUCAUUAUUCUUUUCUCCUCCUUACAGAUAUUAAUCACACUUAACGGAACAUUCCAAAUAUCAUACACAAACCCGCAACACCACAGCGAGUGGACGAGCGAGCGAGAUCUCUGCCAGCGUGCCCUCCUGAAGAGUUUUAUGUUGUGUCACUAGAAGAGUUCCUUGUGCAUGAUGUUUGGAAGUUUAGACUUAGCUGCAUUUGACAAGGGAAAUGUGUGUCUUACCAGCAUGCCUCGGGAAGCAUCCAUAAUGCAAAAAAAGGGUUUUGUUUCUGUACUGACAAGUUUCUCUAAAUAACCCAAAGAAACAAAAAAAGGAGAGAAAAGAACAUCAGCCUGAAUGCAGCUCAGAUACUGGGGUGGUUUUUUUUUUUUGUUCAGAUGUUUCAGUGCUACAUUAUACAAUAAAACCAUGACAUUUUCCUAACAGUUUAAAUUGUUGGAUGUUCAGUCUCUAAUUAGAGAGUUUCCUACGCUGUCUGAAUACCUGGCUUGGGAACAAGUGGCUGGACAAACCUUUUCCAGCUCUUAAAGCCGUCACAGGUGUGUGGUGCUACUUUUUGCCAUUGUUUAAAGGCUUUAAAUCUGUAUUAAUUGUUAAAGAAUGUGCUCCAUAUAUCCGGGGGGGGGGGGGAGGACUUCAUUCCUUCCCCUGAAACCAUCAUAACUGAGACGCAUGUUUUGUGCAAAUUAGACAAUGACACUGAACCGCAAAGCAUUUUCUUCAGACUUAGA
Messenger RNA from Gekko japonicus, 1282 nucleotides. RefSeq names its product nuclear transport factor 2 (gene NUTF2). Gene Ontology annotation, biological process: protein import into nucleus. Bases 144 to 527 code for a protein of 127 amino acids. The transcript is spliced from 5 exons. The record is from RefSeq and is a predicted model, not a curated record. Gene Ontology annotation, cellular component: nuclear pore central transport channel. NCBI's taxonomy places the organism in Eukaryota, Metazoa, Chordata, Lepidosauria, Squamata, Gekkonidae.